Microsporum canis CBS 113480 is the source of this 3081-nucleotide messenger RNA. Its product is annotated as FACT complex subunit spt16. Lineage: Eukaryota; Fungi; Ascomycota; Eurotiomycetes; Onygenales; Arthrodermataceae. The coding region runs from base 1 to 3081 and encodes 1026 amino acids. The record is from RefSeq and is a predicted model, not a curated record. The transcript is spliced from 7 exons. Gene Ontology annotation, biological process: positive regulation of transcription elongation by RNA polymerase II; transcription elongation by RNA polymerase II. Gene Ontology annotation, molecular function: nucleosome binding. Gene Ontology annotation, cellular component: FACT complex.
AUGGGCGACACUAUCAAAAUCGACAGUACAGCCUUCUCGAAUCGCCUUUCCAGCUUCUAUUCAGCAUGGAAGGCGGAUAAGAGGUCGGGAAACCAGGUCUUUGGCGGCGCUUCAUCGAUCGUGAUCCUCAUGGGCAAGACUGAGGACACCAAUUCAUUCCAGAAGAGUAAUGCAAUGCAUUUCUGGCUCCUUGGUUAUGAGUUCCCUGCUACCCUUUUCCUCUUUACCACUGAGGCGAUGUAUGUGGUUACUACGGCAAAGAAAGCCAAACAUCUCGAGCCACUACAAGGCGGCAAAAUUCCAAUCGAGCUAUUAAUCACGUCCCGCGAUGCAGAGCAGAAGACAAAGAUUUUCGAGAAAUGUUUGGAUAUAAUUAAAAAUGCCGGGAAAAAAGUUGGAACCUUACCGAAGGAUACCUCAUCCGGCCCGUUUGCCGAAGAAUGGAAGCGAAUGUUUGGAGAUAUCUCAAAGGAUGUGGAGGAAGUUGACAUCAGCCCCGCGUUAUCAGCUCAUGCUUUCUCGGUUAAAGGGCCAGAAGAAUUGACAUCAAUGCGGAAUGCUGCCAGAGCUUGUUCUGGCUUGAUGUCGGAAUACUUUGUGGACGAGAUGUCGGAGCUUCUUGAUGAGGAGAAGAAAAUGAGCCACAAAACACUGUCUGGGAAAAUUGAGGCCAAAAUCGAUGAUGCAAAGUUUUUCAACAAGCUGGCUAAAUUGCCAACUGGAUUCGACGCGCAGCAGAUUGACUGGGCUUACGGACCAGUUGUCCAGAGUGGUGGCAACUAUGAUCUCAGAUUCUCUGCCACCCCUGAUGAUAAAAACCUAUCUCCUGGUAUCAUAAUUGCAGGGUUUGGUAUUCGUUACAAAACCUAUGCAGCAGCCAUUGCACGAACAUUCUUAGUCGACCCUAGCAAAUCUCAGGAAGCCAACUACGGCUUCCUCCUCGCCAUAUACGAUGCAGUCGUGAAGGACAUCCGAGAUGGAGCCGUCGUCAAAGAUCUGUACAACAAAGCGCUGGGCAUGAUCAAAGCAAAGAAGCCAGAGCUGGAAAAGCACUUUGUGCGCAACAUUGGUGCCGGAAUUGGCAUUGAGCUGCGUGAUGCUAACAUGGUCCUUAAUGGAAAGAAUACCAAAACACUCAGAAGCGGAAUGACGCUGUGUGUAUCUAUUGGUUUCACAGACGUUACUGACCCGGACCCUCAGGACAAGAAGAAUGCAGUAUACUCAAUGGUAGUCACUGACACAAUCCGUGUCGGUGAGAGUGGCCCACUCGUUUUUACAAAAGAUGCGGGGAUUGACAUGGACUCCGUCUCGUUCUAUUUCGGUGAUGAGGAGGAAACCCAGAAGCCAAAAAAGAGCCAGGGCGAGAGCACGAGAAGUAGCACCAUUGUCAGCAAGAACAUCAUCCAGACGAAGCUGCGAGCUGAGCGUCCAACCCAGGUCAGCGAUGGUGCCGAUGCGCGUCGGCGCGAGCAUCAAAAGGAAUUGGCUGCAAAGAAGAACAAAGAAGGCUUGGAACGUUUUGCUGGUACCAAGGGAAACCAAAAUGGGGUUGCCCAGAAGACUUUCCAGCGUUUCGAAUCGUAUAAGCGAGACAGCCAGCUUCCUUCUCGCGUUAAGGACUUGAUUAUUUACGUUGACCACAAAGCUGCAUCAAUUAUUGUUCCUAUUCUGGGGCGCCCCGUUCCUUUCCAUAUCAACACUAUCAAAAAUGCUAGCAAGAGUGACGAAGGAGAAUAUGCUUAUCUGCGUAUUAACUUCUUGUCUCCUGGCCAAGGUGUUGGAAGGAAGGAUGACCAACCAUUCGAGGAUGCUUCCGCACAUUUUGUGCGAAACCUUACUCUUAGAUCCAAGGACCAUGAACGUUUUGCUCAGAUUGCAAAGGAUAUAACCGAGCUUAGAAAGAAUGCCCUACGACGAGAGCAGGUGAAGAAACAGAUGGAAGAUGUUGUGGAGCAAGAUAAACUUAUCGAAAUAAGAAACCGCCGACCAAUUAAGUUGCCGGAUGUUUACCUUCGACCACAACUCGACGGUAAACGUGUACCGGGAGAGGUUGAAAUUCACCAGAAUGGUCUCCGUUACCUGUCUCCUCUCCGAAAUGACAAUGUUGACGUCCUGUUUAAUAAUGUCAAACAUUUGUUCUUCCAGCCCUGUCAACAUGAGUUAACAGUCAUUAUUCAUGUCCAUCUUAAGACACCAAUUAUGAUUGGAAAGCGUACUACUAGGGAUGUCCAAUUCUACCGCGAGGCCACAGAUAUGCAAUUCGAUGAGACUGGCAACAGACGCCGAAAACACCGAUAUGGAGAUGAAGAAGAAUUCGAGGCUGAGCAAGAAGAGAGGAGACGCAGAGCUGCUUUGGAUCGAGAGUUUAAGGCCUUUGCUGAGAAGAUCUCUGAUGCUGGAAAGGAUGAGGGCGUUGAUGUUGAUAUUCCAUUCAGAGAAAUCGGUUUUACUGGUGUCCCUCACACUUAUCGAUCCAACGUCUUGAUCCAGCCAACUACUGAUGCAAUUGCACAACUAACGGAGCCCCCGUUCCUUGCGUUGACUUUGAGUGAGAUCGAAGUUGCCCACUUGGAGAGAGUACAGUUCGGCCUUAAAAAUUUCGAUCUCGUCUUUGUUUUCAAAGACUUCCACCGCACACCAAUGCAUAUCAAUACCAUCCCUAUGGAAAAUCUUGAAGGUGUCAAGGACUGGCUAGACUCCGUCGAUAUCCCAUUCAGCGAAGGCCCUCUCAACCUCAGCUGGGGUGCUAUUAUGAAGACUGUUACCAGUGACCCAUAUGGUUUCUUCCGCGAUGGUGGUUGGUCAUUCCUCGGUGGUGAUUCAGACUCUGAAGGAGAGGAUGAAGAGGAAGAAUCAGCAUUCGAGAUUUCCGACUCCGAAGUUGCAGAAGAUGAAAGCUCGGAAGAAGAGAGCGGCUAUGAUGACGACGAUGCCAGUGAUGAGAGUGAGGCAGCAAGCGAUGACGAGAGUGAAGAGGGUGCUGAUUGGGACGAGUUAGAGAAGGAAGCUAUUAGGAAAGAUAAGGAGGCUGCGAGAGCAGGGUAUGAAGACAGGGAAAAAGCGAAGAAGAGAAAGCGUUAA